Rattus norvegicus (Norway rat) is the source of this 601-nucleotide messenger RNA. RefSeq names its product family with sequence similarity 24 member B (gene Fam24b). Lineage: Eukaryota; Metazoa; Chordata; Mammalia; Rodentia; Muridae. The coding region runs from base 82 to 441 and encodes 119 amino acids. The transcript has 3 exons. The record is from RefSeq and is marked validated. Gene Ontology annotation, cellular component: extracellular region.
CACACAGCAUGUGUCCCAGACUAGGCGAGAUGUAAGAGCUAACAAUGGCUGUCCAUUCCAGCAGGCCGCCCUUCUGAAAGUAUGUUUAGUUCUUUUGACCUCCGGACGAUAAUCAUGAUCGUCAUUGGUAGUGGGAUCCUGGCAGCCAUGUUUCUACUGACAGGAGUUGUGCUCUGUCUUUACUCCAAAAUAGCCAGGGCUCUGAAUCCAUCUGGAACUGGAAAGGAGUUAGACGAUCAACUCUGUUCUGAUCCGUGCAAGACCACCCAGGAUCAGAUCAUCCGGGUCAACAGCCUCAAUGCUGACACUUGCCGUCCCUUCCACGGCAGCACAAUUGGUCUUGAGAACUGCCAGCCCCUCCAGUGUUUCAGUGCAUGUGGCACGUAUGAAGGCGCUAACUCCCUGACACCUUGCCUUUGUAACACAAAGGAAGGACUCUGACACGACACUGGCGGAUAAAAGGAAAUCUUCACCAUCAGUAUUUCAAUUUCUUAGUACAAUAUUUUCUUACUCAAGCCAAUUUCUAUUGUGUUAUAAAUGUCGUGUACUAUCUAACAUGGUAUUUAUGUACUUUUGUAUAAAUGUACAAUAAUGAAAACAA